Neocloeon triangulifer is the source of this 5970-nucleotide messenger RNA. It is a transcript of the gene spri, whose product is annotated as protein sprint. Gene Ontology annotation, biological process: signal transduction; vesicle-mediated transport. Gene Ontology annotation, molecular function: guanyl-nucleotide exchange factor activity; small GTPase binding. NCBI's taxonomy places the organism in Eukaryota, Metazoa, Arthropoda, Insecta, Ephemeroptera, Baetidae. The transcript is spliced from 19 exons. Gene Ontology annotation, cellular component: endocytic vesicle; cytosol. The record is from RefSeq and is a predicted model, not a curated record. Bases 262 to 4779 code for a protein of 1505 amino acids.
GAACCAUGUGGCCAGUCAGUGAAACAUCCGGAACAACAACAAGUGCGCGUGGUUUUCUAAAAGUACUGUGUUGUUUGUGGAUUUUUCAGUGCGAUCUGAAGAAGUGACCGACCAAUUACGCAAUGAAGAGUUCAGCAAAGUGCAGUGCCAAUCUUUUUGAAAGCUACCUGGAUUUUUCUGCAAAGCCUGACAAACUGCAAAUGGGUGGAUUCAGCUUUUCGUGUCGUUAGCUGCCGCGCGGCGAUAUGAUCUAGCUUCAACAUGCGUCCAAGAAGUGAAUCUGCUCUGACUCUUCUCGAACAGAGAGAUGAUUCUCCAGAGAGGCACCACUCGGUGGGUCACCAGCCGAGGCCUUCAUCCUACCUGGUGCUGCUGAACUCGCUGGCAAGUGAUCUUGACUUGAUGCUCAGUGAUUUGUGCACCACCCCUCCGCCACCUGAUGAUGCAGAGUCAAGACAGCCCCUUCUCGGCCGGGAUUUGAACGAGAGCGAGGGAUCGCUGGAGGACGUCAGAGGCGAUGCCUUUCUCGAGCCGUACAUGCAAGGGUUGGGCCCAGCAAGAGAGUCACCCUUGUUGAGACUGGACGCCGACACAGACUACGAUGACGACGAGAACAAUCGGCCGCCGUCGCCUGUGGAGGCCCCGGUGGCCGCCCCACGGAUGCUGCACGCCUCCUCGCCGCCUCACGCCACCCUGCUCUUGCACGAAACGCAACCCGCGACGCUCAUCACCGAGUCCAACGGCGUCGCCUCCAAGUUCAAGAUGAUCGACCUCACGCACAGGGACAGUGACGUCACGGUCGCCACCACAUUUUCGACACAGAGCGUGAGCGUCCCUAGAGGAAUGACCUCCGAGGAUGAGGGCGACGACGAAGGCGAGGAAGAUGACGAGGACAGCUGCGGACAGGCCAGCAGCAGUGGCGGCGGCUCCAUGGCACCGUGCGACAUUGGACUGGUCGAGCGACUCAUCAGGUCGCAUCCUGUUUGGUUUCUAGCCGGCCUUCAAAGGGCAGGAGCGGUUCAUUUGCUGCAGGGGAAGGAGGAAGGGAAUUUUGUCGUCCGUCAGUCAAGUCAGGCGGACACAAUGGCCAUAUCAGUGCGACUGCCUGCUGGUAAAGGGCCCUAUAUCGAGCACUACCUGGUUCAGGCCACUAGCACAGGUCAGCUGGCUCUUGAGAGCUCCGAGAACAAGUUUGAUGACAUUCCUACCCUCGUGGCACAUUAUGCGCAAUGCUGUGAUGAACUACCAGUGCAGUUGACACUACCUCGUGCCAUCAGAGAAGCCAGAAAUAGGCAGCAACUCUCGUCGCUGGCUCUUCUAGGGCAAGAAUUUUGGCGUUAUCCGAUGGCCAAUCCUCGUCCUGAGAGGGGCACCCCAGGUGCAGAAGUGCCCCUCACUGCGCCCCUAACGGCACCACCGUCACUAAGGCUGAGCCCACCAAUUACCGCCGCCUCCGAAGACGAGCCUCCAGUGAAACAACAAACCCCCAAUAGUAGCCAGUCCAGCUUGUGUAGCUUCGGGUCCGGCAGUUGUUCCAUAAACAACCUCAGCAACAGCAAUCUCAACAACCUGCUGAACAAUAACAAUGGAAGUGCUUCCUCCUCACCCCCAAAAGACAACAUCGUCCUCAACCUUGCCCCUUUCAAAGAACCCUCCCCACCUUCCACUUCCAUUAUUCCCCAAAAGGCCGCGCGCCCAAACUCUUUGAACCUCCUCCAGUCAAAUUUGUCCUCUGCCACAAACAGCCCUCUGAGCCCCAACGCCAGCACCCCAACAACCAAAAGCAACCCCCCAAAACCACCGCCCAGGUGGGCCAAACCCAGUCAGAACUUUUCUGUGACCACUUCAGUGACCUUCCAAGUGAGCUCCUCCAUCACAACUACAACCCCGAAAAUUGAAGAAUUGCGGUCCGAAGGUUUGACCAGCCCUCAGCAAACCCUGCACCCUGGACUGAUCUGCAGCCCCACCGAGAGCAAGGCAGCCACCCCCACGACGGGACAUUCGAGCAGACGGUCAAAGAGAAAGGUCAGUUCGAACAAGGAGUCUUACCACUACCAGGAGUCGGACAUCCUCGAGUCUCCCACCGUCUAUUACAGAAGCUCGGUGGCGGACAAGAUCAGUGAUUACGAAGAUAUCUGGGGUCCGUCGCCCCCUGAGCACAAAAUCAAGUCGCCACAACAGGCACCCUCAAUAACGCCCGAGCUGUUGACCUUCAAACCGAGAAUCCCUCAGAGCGUAUCAGCUAACGAACUGAGUGGAGAUGACCGGAGACCUGAUCUUCUGGGCAGCUGCGCCUCUCUGAUGGGCAAAAACAAUCUCGUCAGUCCUGUCACAAGUCCAGUUUCACCCCUGAUCUUGGAGUCUCCCAUCAGCUCACCCCUAGACGAAGAGGGAAAUAAACCAAGUGGAAGUCCUUUUUAUGCUGAGCCAGCGGACGCCAUCAAGUUCAGUGUGCAGAGGCGCAAGCCUCGUCCCGCUGGGGUGGUUCCACAGCACAGGCAGAGGGUGCUUGCUAGCCACCGCCACUCGGACCCCACAAUUCAGCACACUUGGUGGCCGCCUCCACAAAUCAACGGCCGCCAGCACCAGCCAUUGGAGCGCAUCGAGUCUUCAGAGGAAAUCCACGCAGCGGCCAGUGUGGACAACAUCACAAUGCUGCGCUCACCCACAAGCACAGCCUCCACCCCAAUGAGUGCUGUUUCACACCAGCACCCUUUGAUCACCUCGUCGAGCAAUCCUCUGACCCCUAACUUGAUGGGACCAGUGAAAAUUCUGUCUGGGGUGUCCGAGUCCCAUUUGGCAGCUAUCAAAAGCAGACAGCAACCGAAGGCUAAGCCAGUGCAGGUUCCGCGAGUUUUGGGAAAAGCAAAAGGAAUAUCGAGAGGAGAUGGAUCGUGGGCUGUGGACAGUAGCUGGGAGUUUUUCGGCAGUCAGGCAGGCUCUCCUGCCAGUGAAGGUGUGGACGAGCCAGUGAGCAACCGGUUUCCACCUUUGAACUUUGACGAAGACUACGAGGAAGACGAUGUGGUCACCCACCUGGACUCUGAUGGAAAACUGCGGAGGCGCCUGCUUAAAAGGCCCCUCACUGCCCAAGAGCUGAUUGCUGAAAAGUGCCCUGAGCUGGGAAUCCCACCUGACAUAUCCAUCCCUGGCAUUGUUUCACCAGGCAUUAAUGACAACCCCAUAGUGCGUGAGAACUCCACUCACUCGAACAAUAGUGACUCAUGCCGUAUGUCUGCCUAUGACAAUGUUGAGGGGCUGAUGAACCACGGCCCCUAUUCUUCCAGAAGCUCUAAUUCUCAGGCCAGUGAUGAAGACGCCCACACGGUGUUUUCCGAACCUUGGGACAGUUCUCGCUGGGAGACCCUCCUUCUGCAAAAGAGCCAGCAGCAGCAAAUGCGGGACGAAGAUCGGCUCAGCUCUCACAAUGGCACCCCUGGUGGAGCCUCAACAAAUUCUUCCCUCGUGCACCUGAGUGGCGACCCUUUGAUUCCUGACGAGGAGGAUAUGACCCAGAACAGAUCUGCAAUGGAAUGCAAGCUGCCUCACCUGUCCAGGACAAAGAGCUUUAAGGACAGGAUGGACCCAUUGUUGUCUCCCCCUCGUCUUCAGGCGUUGAGGGCUCGAGAUGGCGGAAGCACCGGAGCGACGAUCAGGGCAUACGCCCUACAAUUGGCGGCUGACAAAAGCACCACCUUUGCCCAGAAUAUUGAAAACUUCAUCCAGUGCACCAGGGAGUCGAAGGAGCGCAGCCCUCACGUGGCUAUGAGGAACAUGAGGCAGUUCAUGUCUGGCAUGAAAAACUACCUGGUCAAGCACGGAGAGCGCAAUUUUGAAAAGGAGGUCGAAAAGGAAAGGAACAAGUUAAAGGCCAAUGAGUUUCUGAAUUUGGACGCAAUUUUGGAAGGCGUGAUGCACAAGCUGGUGGUUAGACCAUUGAGAGAGCAUCUUUAUCGUUUGUUUGUGGCCGAGUAUUCUCGAACUGGAGCGAUUCAGCUGCUGGCCAGCAAUAUCCAGUAUGCGCGCACUAAACCACCACAUGACUUGGGGAUCAGAGCUAAAAUUUCACCUCCAUCUGAGCAAUCCCUGCAUACCAUCUGUCACUACCUGACUCGUUUGCAACAGGUUGACUCGCCCUUGGAAAAACUGGAAAACCUCCUUGCUUGCAUAUCCACAAUAUUCAACUCUGUGAAAUCUUCCAAUCAAAAUCGAGGAGGAGUCCUUCUUGGUGCUGACGACUUUUUGCCCCUUUUUGUCUGGGUGCUUGUUAGGGGAGGCAUGGUGGCUGCGGAAAUCGAGGCCGAGUUCAUGUGGGGUCUGCUGCAACCCUCUCUACUUUCUGGAGAGGGCGGUUAUUACUUGACAACGUUGUCCAGCGCUGUCCAUGUGUUGAAGAACUUCAGGGCUUGCUAUGAGACUCAAAACCCAUCACUUGAUUGGAGAGGUGGUUCGCUGGCUGAGCUCCGGUCUGUGCUGCGAAUUGUCGUUCCAGAUGAGCUGCAUGGCUCAAUUUUGACCAAGACCCUUCCUGUGAGGCCCAACACAACCACCAGAGAUGUGUGCAAAAUCAUUGCUCACAAAAUUAGGAUCACUAACCCUCAAGACUAUGGACUCUACAAACUUGUUGACGGAGAAGAAACUUUGCUGAAUGAUGGCGAGUGCCCUCAAGAUGUGAAGGACAUUGUGAGUCAGGAUGGAAGGCACUGCGUCUUUGCGUACAAAAGAAUAGAUGCAAAAAUUGCCUGGCCAAGAACUUCUCCCUCUCCGAGCAGUACUUAGCAGCCGCUGGAGGUUCCAGUCAAACCAGGCUGGAACUUAAAAAGAUGCCAUCAUCUGAAAACUUUUUCUCUUAAGUCUAAGUAAACUCACUCAUCUUCACGCCCUCACUGCCAGUUAUAACACGCAGACGGCACAAAGUAACCAUUUCUUUUGUAUAUAUAAACAAGGGUUCAAUUUGACGCAAAAAAAGAACUGACUCUGCUGAUACACUGCAGUACUGUGUAAUUAAUAUGGUGUAGACUAGAAUUAUUUGACAGGCUCAAUAUUUGUACAUUUGUAUUAAUUUAUUUCUUCUUGCCUGCCUCCUAUGUUUCUAUACAUUUCACCCUUUUAACUUGUCAGAAAAAGCCACUUCUCUUUUUUAAAAAAGAAAAAAAAUCACUGUAUGUGAGAAUUUGUUCCCUGUAGUUGAGUUAGAGGAAAAACGAGGCCUUACCCACUGAUGUGAAAUAGUAGUUGUCCCUGGAAUAUGUGUAUGCAAUGCAUAAUCGCUGCUUCUCCUACGGCUUUUCUUAGAAAAGUUGCUUUUUAGUUUGAGAACAGCCCCAAAUUGUCAGAUGUGGUGUAGAAAAAUGUCUCCAGAUCUGACCACUUCACUCAACACAUUUAUUUAUUGUAGUAGCAAAAACGUACGCCUCUCUUGCUCAAGUCCUGACUAUAUUUUCAAUUUCUGCCGAUCGGAACAAGCCAACUCUCAACAGUUCUAUUUUGUGUAUCAGUGGUUUGAUGGAAUUGAUUAUUAAUAAUGCUAGUCAUAAAAUUAACUCUCCUUUUCCUCUGUCUUUAUUUCCCACAACUAGUAAGGUACGCACGGACUAUGGCCUAACUAAAAAAAGCAAAAUGUGUUUUGAGUAAUUAAUUUGUGUCAUAUCACACGCAAUUAUUAUUACAACCACUGUGUUAUCUUGGACUAACCCUCUCUCAGAGGUUGUUGGUUCAUUACACGCGCUGCUUACAUCAAUACAAUAAUAACUACAUAAUAAAGACGGUGGGAAAUCGCGCCUGUGGCGAUUUUGCACUCCCGCAAAAAAUGGAAUAACAAGAAAUUGCAGAUAAUAUGAUGUGUGUUAUCAUAUGUAUUAAGCUGUAAGACCUAUGUUGUCACCAAUGCAUCUUUGUAAUUAAUUAAUUCAAUGAGAUUUAAUUAAUAAAUUAUUAUCAUCUUUUAUCCUGAAAGAGUCCAAUAUUGGU